CACCCGGAGGAAACCCACAGGGUCACAGGGAGAACGUGCAAACUCCACAUAGACAGCACCCGAAGUCAGGAUUGAGCCGGGGUCUCUGGCGCUGUGAGGCAGCAGCUCUACACACCAUGUGUGUGUGCUCCCCCCUCACCUGCUCACACAAACAGCAGCGACCUUAACUGGACCUUUGAUGCAUCACGUUACCUUUUGGAAGUUGUUUAAUGCACUGGAACGUCCUUGGGCCAAGUUAAAGGCCCAAGUUAAUACAAAUACAUUCACACCCUUCAAAAUGCAAAUGCCAUCAUUGUGCGACUGAUAUGCGGCUCAGGCUGUUUCAGGCUCUCAGCUCCACACGUUCUCAUUGCAAAUAGGGCAAUUGAAUUAAAUUAAGUCCUGUUAUGCUUCACCCCUGGGGGGGACUAACAGCCAUUCCUGGCAUGAGUCAGGAGCAAAUCUAUGGGUAAACUACAUUUUAUUAACAGGCACUGUAUUAAAUGUGCCACAAUGGCUUGAUAAGGAGACACUUGCUCGUUAAAAAAGAUUAAUAAGAUGUUAAUGUACAAAUUCUUGCUUUUCAUUCAAUGGCAUUACCCUCAAAAGCCAAGUUGCAUACAAAUUCGGAAGCAUCCAAUUGAGACGAAACCCAGUUAUAUGUAAGGGGUUGAAGACUUGUGACUAAUUCUGGGUGUUUCUAGCAAGCCAGGACUGAGGCAUUUGAGCGGAGAGUUGGAGGUGAAGGUGUGUGUUUAUUCCUGGCACAAGGACCACAUCGCUUCCAUUUCCAAGGGCUCUCUUGUGUUCUCGCCACUUAAACUGUGGCAUGUGCCCUGGAUUAGAACGUCCGCAGCUGAGUAAGCCCAUAGUUUCCACCCAGCUACGUGCCUUGCACACUGGCACAGCCCCGGGAAAGGACCAGGCCAACGACAGGACCUCCGCAGUAGAUUAGCGGAUAUCUCACCACGUCAUGUUCAAGUACCUCCGCGGGAGAUUCCCCUGUAACCGCUCAGGGCGGGAGCGGCGGAGGGCUCGUCUGGUCUCCAAGGAUGGAAGGUGUAACAUCGAGUUUGGGAAUGUGAGGGAGCAUUCAAAUGUUGGCUUCCUUGCGGAUAUUUGGACAACGGUUCUUGAUCUCAAGUGGCGGUACCAGAUGGCCAUCUUCAUCACCGCGUUUCUAGGCAGUUGGUUUCUCUUUGGCUUGCUGUGGUACGCUGUGGCUUACGUGCACAGGGAUCUGCCCGAAUUCGCCCCUUCCAACAGCCACAUACCUUGUGUGCAGAACAUCAAUGGGUUGACUAGCGCCUUCCUCUUCUCGCUCGAGACUCAGGUCACCAUCGGUUACGGCUUCCGGUGCGUGACGGAGCAGUGCGGCGAGGCGAUCUUCCUGCUGGUGGCGCAGUCUAUCCUGGGCGUCAUCGUCAACUCCUUCAUGUGCGGCGCGAUCCUGGCCAAGAUCUCCCGGCCCAAGAAGCGGGCCAAAACCAUCACCUUCAGCAAGAGCGCCGUGAUCAGCAAACGCGGUGGCAAGCUCUGCCUCCUCAUCCGAGUGGCCAACCUCAGGAAGAGCCUGCUAAUCGGCAGCCACAUCUACGGCAAACUGUUGAAGACCACGGUGACCCUGGAGGGCGAGACCAUCAUCAUGGACCAGGUCAACAUCGAAUUCGUAGUCGACGCUGGCAACGAGAACCUGUUCUUCAUCUCCCCCCUCACCAUCUACCACAUCAUUGAUAAAACCAGCCCCUUCUAUGAGAUGUCUGCCGAGACCAUCAAGGAGCAGGAUAUUGAGCUGGUGGUCUUCCUAGACGGCACAAUAGAAGCCACCAGUGCCACGUGCCAGGUCCGGACAUCCUACAUCCCAGAGGAAGUGUUCUGGGGCUACCGCUUUGCACCCAUUGUUUCCAAAUCUAAGGAGGGGAAAUAUAGGGUUGACUUCUCCAACUUUGGCAAGACAGUGCAGGUGGACACCCCUCACUGCGCAUACUGCCUAGAGACUGAGAAGGAGAUGAAGGACAAUGCGAAGAGGUCCUAUGACAACCUGGCGUUGCAGGUCAAUGAGGUCAAUGAGACCAAGAUGUGAAAGUGUAUUUGAAACCGUGAACAACCUUGCGCUGGUGCCUCUCACUGCUUUUACAGGUCAUUUAUAUACCCCGUGCACAAUGAUCGCUGCCCCUGUACGCAGGGCGUACAAUCUCAGCGACUCACGGGCCAGCCGUGAUACCAGGCGGGGUUGUUGCAGCAAGAUGGGGUCGAGUGAGGGGAACGACGCAGGUCAGCUGCGAAGCAAGGAUCGACUGCCCAAGCUCACGUGUCAUAAAUGGAAGGGUCUCUUGUGCCAGGAGUGAUAUAGAGGCCUCUCUCACACCCGGUGUGAUAAUGAGAGGGGAGUAUCAUACGCCAGCCGUGAUAAUACAUGGUCAUAGUCAUGGAAACACGCCGUUUGCCCCAACUUGCCUCUUCCAACCAACAUGUCCCAUCUACACUCGUCCCACCUGCUUGCAUUUGACCCAUAACCCUCUAACCCUGUCCAAUCCAUGUACCUGUCCAAAUAUUUUUUAAACAUUGUGAUAGUACCUGCCUCAAUUACUUCCUCCAUACACCCACCACCCUUUGUGUAAAAAAGUUGCCCCUCAGGUUCCUAUUAAUUUCCCUUCACGCCUUGAACCUAUGUUCUCUGGUUCCCUCGCACCAUUUGGACAGCGCAGUGGUGCAGCGGGUAGAGCUGCUGCCUCACAGCGCUGAAGACCCAGGUUGGGUCAUGACCUUUGGUGCUGCAUGUGUGGAGUUUGCAUGUUCGCCCUGUGAACGAGUGGGUUUCCUCCGGGUGCUCCGAUUUCCUCACACAUCCCAAAGAUGUUGGGUUUGAAGGUGAAUUGGCCCUCUGUGAAUCCCCCCUAGUAGAAACAUAGAAAAUAGGUGCAGGCCAUUCGACCCUUUGGGACAGCACCGCCAUUCAUUGUGAUCAUGGCUGAUCGCCACCAAUCAAUAACAUGUGCCUGCAUUCUCCCCAUAUACCUUGAUUCCACCAGUCCCUAGAGCACUAUCUAACUCUCUCUUAAAUCCAUCCAGUGAUUUGGCCUCCACUGCCCCAUGUGGCAGGGAAUUCCACAAAUUCACAACUCUCUGGGUGAAAAACGUUUUUUCUCACCUCAGUCUCAAAUGGCCUCCACUUUAUUCUAAAACUGGAGGAGUUCCUGCUUCUGGACUCGCCCAACAUUGGGAACAUUUUUCCUGCAUCUAGCUUGUCCAGUCCUUUUAUAAUUUUAUAUGUUUCUAUAAGAUCCCCCCACAUCCUUCUAAACUCCAGUGAAUACAAGCCUAGUCUUUUCAACCUUCCCUCGUAUGACAGUCCCGCCAUCCCAGGGAUCAAUCUCGUCAACCUCAUGGAGAGUGGAUGGGAAAGUGGGAUAGCAUAGAACUAGUGGAGGGUGGGCAGCGUGGGUGGACUCAGGUGGGCCAAAGGGCUUGUUUCCAUGCUGAACCUUUCAAUCAAUUCAAUCAAAACAGCAGGUGUGGAGUGGAGCGUUUAAGAAGGAACUGCAGAUGCUGGAACAAUCGAAGGCAGCCAAUAAUGCUAGAGAAACUCAGCGGGUGAGGCAGCAUCUAUGGAGCGAAGGAAUGAAUGACCUUUCAGGUCGAGACCC
Leucoraja erinaceus (little skate) is the source of this 3626-nucleotide messenger RNA. Its product is annotated as ATP-sensitive inward rectifier potassium channel 1-like. Gene Ontology annotation, biological process: potassium ion import across plasma membrane; regulation of monoatomic ion transmembrane transport. The transcript has 3 exons. Gene Ontology annotation, molecular function: ATP-activated inward rectifier potassium channel activity. The record is from RefSeq and is a predicted model, not a curated record. The coding region runs from base 953 to 2062 and encodes 369 amino acids. Lineage: Eukaryota; Metazoa; Chordata; Chondrichthyes; Rajiformes; Rajidae. Gene Ontology annotation, cellular component: plasma membrane.